Vitrella brassicaformis is the source of this 1123-nucleotide messenger RNA. The record is from the annotation of a GenBank genome assembly. NCBI's taxonomy places the organism in Eukaryota, Vitrellaceae.
UUACCUUGGCCUUGUCGCCGUGAUGCUUGACGUAGAAGCACUUGGCCUGCGGCUUGCCCUUCUCUCCUGCCACUGAGCCACCCAGGCCUGGUCCUGCUCGUGCCACCGAACACCCCUCACAUCAGACUGGUGUGCUGCAGCAAACCCACACACAUAUGAACACAGGUGUCGCUUUUCCGUCCCUCUCAUUUGCUCACCCGCGACGUGGACGACAGUCUUUCUGGUCUUGGCCGUCCUGCAGCGGCAGCGCCCCUCCUUGCCGUGUAGCAUGCGGGAGUAAUGCUAUAAUCGUGACACACCCACAGGGACGAAGCAAUGCUGUGUCCUUUCUGUCGUGCUAUAUAUGCAUUCACCCACCUCCUUCCUCCACUCGGGGAAACCCUCCACGCCACGAAGAGGCAAAGCGAGGCAACCGUAAAACAAAAGGUGUGGCUGAAAUUCUCACCUCGCUACACAAUGCACGAUAUGCCUCGGCCGUCAGCAAAGAUCUGAGUUGCCUGCAAAAAUCAGAGAGGACAUAAGUGUGUGUGCAUAUGUGGUUAUGUGGGCUCCUUCUCUCACCCCUCAUUGCGUGGCUUGACGUGUAUGAAGUAGAAGUCGGAGAUGGCCAUCCAAGCGUACCGCAACACCAGCUCGCGCCUGCUGUCGACCAACGCCGCCUUCAGCCACGCCGCCAGGCCUACUGCGCGCUGCGCCACAGAAUACAGUACACAUCAUGGCACAUCAAGCGAGUGUCUGCGGUGCGUACCCAUAGAUGAUGGGUGUUCGAUAAACGCUCGAGCUCGGUGGCGGUGCAGAUGCAGGAGGUCCUCUGAGUUGCCUGGAUGGCUGAGAUGAAACCGAUGACCUCCUGCACACAGACACGGAAAAAAUUCAACCAGAUCAAUCGAUGUCACCUGCCACCCCACCUGCUCUUCGAUAGCGCCGCCCUCUUAGGUGUUGAGGACGCCGUCGAACGAAUCAAUGUGGGGUGGCAGUCUGUGUCGUGCUUCUACUUCAGGUACUUCUUGAUGGCCUCGAGACGCUCGAGGGGGUCGGCUAUCUCGAUCAACUCCUUGAGGGCCCGCACCCCGUCCAUCUCGGCAUCCGCUAAGUCGGGCACGUGUGGUUGUCCGUGUACGGG